GACAGAAAAAGUGUUGGUUUUCUUACUGCUCUGCGCAGGUCUAUGUGAAGCUUCACUGACUAAAGGUUUGGAAAGGAAGAUGCUAUAUUUUCCCAGCAGAACAAAGAACAGCUAUGUGACUGUCAUUCCAGAAGAAUACAAACCUCUGAAAGAGUUUACUGCGUGUCUGCAAGCAAACACCACUAUGGAUGGAUCUCUUUUUUCCUUCACUAGCAGAAAAUAUGACAAUGAAAUUCUUCUGUUCAUUUUACCAGGAGUUAUAUAUAAGGUCUUUGUUGGGAAUAAAUUAUCCAAAUUUCCUGUUCCAGUGUUACCUAAAGGGUGGAUUCAUUAUUGCAUAAGCUGGCAAUCAUAUAGUGGGAAAGUCCAGGUUUGGAUGAAUGGAAAAAGAUUAUCAUACUCCAUUUUGAAUAAGGGGUAUGUUAUCCCCCAAAAUCCUAGCAUCAUCCUUGGUCAGGAGCAGGAUUCUUUUGGGGGGGGAUUUGACACACGUCAAUCAUUUGUAGGAGAAAUAGCAGAUGUGCACAUGUGGGAUCGGGAAUUGUCAUCCACUGAGAUAAAGUUUGUGUUUGAAGGAGAUUCAUCCAUUAAGGGAAAUAUAAUAAACUGGGACAAAGUAAAGUAUAAUUUAUAUGGGAAUGUUUUAAUUAAACCUUUAGAAACUGUGACAUUACCAGUAAAAUGCUAGUUCAACAACCAUCGAUCUAAGGCAAAGAAAUGAAAGAAACAAUGAACCUGUAUGUCUCACAGUUCAUUAAAGAAAUUUAAAACAUUUAAAUGAUAAAUAUUAGUAGUUUAUUAACUUAAAAAAACAUCAAAGCUCUAAAGUUAUGAGCCUCAAGUGGCAAUGAAAACUAUAAAUUAGUAUAUUUGUAAAGUUUUAAUGUG
This is a messenger RNA of Protopterus annectens (West African lungfish), 888 nucleotides long. Its product is annotated as mucosal pentraxin-like. The record is from RefSeq and is a predicted model, not a curated record. The coding region runs from base 80 to 688 and encodes 202 amino acids. The transcript is spliced from 2 exons. Lineage: Eukaryota; Metazoa; Chordata; Ceratodontiformes; Protopteridae.